This is a messenger RNA of Misgurnus anguillicaudatus (oriental weatherfish), 1774 nucleotides long. The record is from RefSeq and is a predicted model, not a curated record. NCBI's taxonomy places the organism in Eukaryota, Metazoa, Chordata, Actinopteri, Cypriniformes, Cobitidae.
UGAUGGAAGUGAAAGAGGAGAGUCAAGCUGAAGUGGAUGAGAAACAUCAGAUUGUAAAAAUAAAUCAUAAUGUUUCACUGAAAGAAACUCUGAAGACAGAAGACAUAAAGUGUGAAAAUAGUUUCAGUGAAGAUGAACGCCCUGCAGAUCACAAGAGGAUUCACAGUGAGGAGAAACCUUACACAUGUCAACAGUGUGGAAAGAGUUUCAUCUUUAAAUCGAACCUUAACCGGCACAAGAAAACUCACAGGGGGGAAAAGCCACAUGCGUGCCAGCAUUGUGAGAAGAGUUUCACAGAUAAAACUCAACUUAAGACACACGUAAGAGUUCACACUGGUGAGAAACCUUACACUUGUCAUCAAUGUGGAAAGAGUUUCAGAGCAAAAUGGCACCUUAAUGCACAUACGAGGAUUCACAACGGAGAGAAACCACAUGUGUGCCAUCACUGUGGAAUGAGUUUUAUAACUGCAAGUGAACUUAAGAAACAUUCAAGAAUUCACACUGGAGAGAAACCUUAUAAGUGUCAACAGUGUGGAAAGAGUUUCACCUUUCAAACAGGCCUUACCCAGCACAUAAAACAUAACAGGGGGAAAAAGACAAACACGUGCCAUCACUGUGACAAGAGUUUUCCAUCUACAUGUGAACUUAAGAUACACAUGAGACUUCACACUGUAGAGAAACCUUACACUUGUCAUCUAUGUGGAAAGAGUUUCAGAACAAAACAUGAUCUUAAUAUACACAUGAGGAUUCACACUGGAGAGAAACCUUACACUUGUCAUCUGUGUGGAAAGAGUUUCAGAAAAAAACAUGACCUUAACGUACACACGAGGAUUCACACCGGAGAGAAACCACAUGUGUGCCAUCAGUGUGGAAUAAGUUUUAUAACUGCAGGUGAACUUAAGAUACAUUCAAGUAUUCAUACUGGAGAGAAACCUUACAUAUGCUCUCAGUGUGAAAAGAGUUUUACAAAUAAAGGUAUUCUUAAGACACACAUGACACUUCACACUGGAGAAAAACCGUUCACAUGUCAUCUGUGUGUAAAGACUUUUAGAACGAAACGUGACCUUCAGAUACACAUGAUGUCUCACACUGGAGAGAAACCGUUCACUUGUCAACACUGUGGAAAGGGUUUUAUAAUGAAAUUUUGCCUUAAUGCACAUGUGAGAAUUCACACUGGAGAGAAACCAUACAUGUGUCAACAGUGUGGAAAGAGUUUCAGGACAAAACCAAACCUUAAUGUACAUUUGGUCACUCACACUGAAGAGAAGCCGUUCACAUGCCAUGAGUGUAAAAAGAGUUUCAAAACAAAAGCUGCCCUUAAAAAACACGCAAGAUUUCACACUCAAUAGAAAUCAUUCAUGUGUCAACAGUGUGGAUAUGGCAACAAAGUUUAUAAAUCAGCUGAGGUCUUAUUAAUAAAACUGUUUGGAGGAUCUUUACUAAAAGUCUACAAGCCCAAGAUGUCUGUCCUUGUGUUCUUGUGUUCUCGUGAAACGUCAUCAGUCGCGGCCCAAGUACUGUUCCAAUUCCAAGUUCACAUCAAGCCAAGUUCACAUAACAUCUCAGGAUGUGUUCUUGAUCCGCUCAUUUUAUUGAGGAUGCAUCAGAAGGUGAUUUGUGUGGACUUACGACAGCCAAGUUUAAGUUGAAGAAGCUUAAAACCUGCACAAUAUUUGAAAUAUUACUCUUUCUGUGUCAUAAAAUGUAGCCGUUUAGUCGAGAAUAUAGAUGAAUAAAGUAAAGAUAGUGCCUAUAUUAAAAUUUUCUCUGACAA